Penicillium malachiteum is the source of this 831-nucleotide messenger RNA. Its product is annotated as TBCB family protein. Gene Ontology annotation, biological process: tubulin complex assembly; cytoplasmic microtubule organization; post-chaperonin tubulin folding pathway. NCBI's taxonomy places the organism in Eukaryota, Fungi, Ascomycota, Eurotiomycetes, Eurotiales, Aspergillaceae. Gene Ontology annotation, molecular function: alpha-tubulin binding; microtubule plus-end binding. The transcript has 3 exons. Bases 1 to 831 code for a protein of 276 amino acids. Gene Ontology annotation, cellular component: nucleus; microtubule plus-end; cytoplasm. The record is from RefSeq and is a predicted model, not a curated record.
AUGGCUUUCCAACCAACUCCAAUGGACAUCUCUGUCCAAAUUACCAAUGCCACAGUUGCCAAAAGUGCUGGACCGGCCUUCGUCACUGAACGCCGCAUCACGCCCACAUGGACGGUGCUGCAAGUCAAGUCCAAGCUGGAAACCAUGACUGGUGUCCCACCAUCUAACCAGCGUCUUCUUGUUAAGGUUCCUGGAAGACCGGAUCAGUGGGCUGAUGGAGACGAGAGGAUUAUUGGGGAGUGGGGAAUUGUGAAGGGGUCUGAGAUUGAGGUCCACGAUACUCGCCCUCAAACUAUGAGAGUGAACUUCACCGAUCUCUCCUCAGUAGAAAAAUACGAACUCCCAACAGAGACGUAUGAAAACCUCUCAAACUCCGUUUUGGCAUGGAAGAAGAACCAGAAACUUGGUCGCUUUGAUCCGAAUGCCCUUUCUCCUGAGGAAUCUCUGCGUAUGCAGGUUCAAAAGGAUACGAGUGAAGUUGUUUCUAAAGGUAUUGCUGUGUCAAAGAGAGCUAUUAUCCUCCCCUCUUCUCCACCGCAUAUUAGACGUGGAACUAUCCGUUUCGUUGGUCCCGUACCCUCAAUCCCUAUUACAGGACCGGGUCGUGAACUCGAGAAGGAGGGUGAACUUCCCGUUGAGUUGCAGCCUAUCUGGGUUGGUAUUGAACUGGAUGAACCCACUGGAAAGAAUGAUGGGAGUGUUAAUGGGAAACGCUAUUUCGAGUGUCUUGAUAAAUGCGGUGCGUUCGUGAAGCCGGAGAAGAUUGAAGUCGGUGAUUUCCCGCCGCUGGAUCUGGAUGAUGAGUUGGAUGAAUUGAUGGAGGAGAUUUGA